AUGCGGUCGGACCAGUCCAGCACCACCACGAGCACGACGGGCCUCCUGCUGGCGACCACGACCAACGCGCUGAGCGCUUCCCUCCCGACCACCACCUCGGCACCCUACGAUUGCGGCAAGGGCGAGCCUGAGGACUGGUCACCAGGCCAGGCGAGGUGGUGCUGCGACAGGGAAGAGAUCGGCUGCAACGCCACCACGCCGCCCCCGCCGCCAGAGUUGCAGCAGAGCGACGACGCCGUGUCGACAACGGCAGAAUACGAGUGCAACACGGGUGAGGAUAUCCUGACGUGGAAUGUCACCAAGCGGGUCUUCUGCUGCGUGAACCACCAGCGGGGAUGCCCGACGACGCCUCCUCCAGUACCGGAUCCACCCCUUCCCGACCCAGCGGCGCCGAAAGUGGGGUGCAGCAACGACUGCUCCUUCCAGGGGCACCUCUCGACCUGCUCAGGCCACAUCCAGUGGGCCGCCCGGCAGUGGUACUCCAACACUUCCAACGCUUGCCUCACCGCCUUCGGCCUGCUGCUGCAGCAUUGCCCCGCGUGCAACAGCUGUACUAUUGCACAGGCGGGCUGCCAGCAGCCGACGCAGCCGCCGACCACCUCGCUGUAUCCGGCCGCGCCGCAGGCCGGCGCGCCCGAGGCCGCUGCCGAUGCGCCACCGCCACCCGAAGGACAACCCUCGCCACCCCAAGGAGCUGGCGAGCAGACCAAGGGGGACCAGGACGCCAGCCCUGACGCCGAAGAUGGGGACGCACCUUUCGACUGCGACCCCGACGCCUCCGACGUGGACGCCUGGACCAUCCUGCAGAGGGUCUUCUGCUGCAAGGAGAAGGAGGUUGCUUGCCCCAAGCCGCCAGGCGGCAGCACGAAGCCGCACGAGGCGCAGGCAAACUCGAGCGCCGGCACGCCCGAGCAGCCCGACGAGCAGUCGGAUGCCUACCCGUGCGAUGCGAAUCCGGAGGAGGAUUGGGACUCGAAGCAGAAGGAGUGGUGCUGCGAGCACAAGCAGGUAGGCUGCGCGGCGACAACCACGGAAUUCGAGUUCAACUGCGUGGCCGCUUUCAGCACCUGGCAGCAGGGCACCGCGCUCUCCGCCAAGCACCAGUGGGAGAGCCCCGACUGCCUUAUCACGCCUACUCCACCCUCGGCUCGCCCCCUGGAGGACGGCGCAGCCAUUGCAGUUGCCCAGGGGAUUGCUUCGCGGAACGAGAUCAUAGCGCCAGUGACCACCGGCAUCAGCGACGCCCUGCGAUUCCAGGACCGCGCGCACCAUGCCAUCACCUCCCUGGACCGGGAAUUCGCGCAGACCUCUCCGACCGAUUACCACGACUUCCUGGAGCUGGCGGCGGCCUCUGCCGCUGGCGACUUUCUCGCGCCCAAGACGGAGCGCCAGUUCUCUGCCUUCUCCGCUGACACGGUCCGCAUGAUCAAAAUGAAGCAGGAGGCCAUCAGAUGGGCCACCUGGCUCGCCGACCAACGUGGGCACCCCCGACCUCGCGGUGCGGUGGCGGAGCUCUGGAAGAUGACGGGCCCUCAAGCUACUACUGCGGCGCAGGCGUUGAUCACGGGCAUUGCCAACAGCGCCGCGAUUCCCGCGCAGUUCAAAGAUGGGGCCACUGCGCAGCUACGCAAGCCCGAAGGUGACGGCACCAACGCCCGUGAUCACAACAGGACACUGAACAUCUUCGACCAUCUCGGCAAGGGCGUAUCCAAGCUCAUGGCUCGGCCUUUCACUGGACUGGCUACCUCCAGAAUAGAGCCCGCCCAGCUCGGGACUACGGCGAAGCGCGCCGCUAGAUAUGCCACUGCGAUGAUAGAGGACAUCUUUCGCCGUUUCCAGAUCGGGGCCAGACACGCUAAGAAGAGUAAGAUCAUGGUGGGCGUCCUGGCUGACCUGGAGAAGGCCUUCGACCUUCCCCCCAGGGAUGCCAUCUGGGCUGAGGAUGAGCGCGCCAUCCCAUCUAUUACGGCUACCCUGGAUUUAGAGGACGUCACCGCGUGCCUAGAUGAAUCCCGCGCGUGCUUCGUUGAUGACUUGAGUGCGUUUGCUAUCUUCGAGCGCUGGACGGAGGUCGCCGAUUUCGCUGCCUUCGUCGCGCACGUGCUGAGGGACAAGGACUACCACGUGAAUCCCCUCCGCGGGGUAGCCGGCGCGCGCGCGUCCGCCGACCGGCUCGUUUUCAAGCUGAAGAACAGGCCGGAGGCCGCUGACCGCAAGGCUCUCGCCUUCGAGUCUGCGCUGCUGCACCUCUUCGGCGACGCGGAGGUUGCGGAGAGGGUCGCCUGUAUUCUUCCUGCCCUCGCGUCCCUCCUCGCGGGCGAGCGGCCUGAGGCGCUGGACAUCCUGCGGCGCAACGUGGCGCUCCACUCCGAGGGGCCCUGCGGCGCGUCUCUGGUCUCAGCUGGCCAUGCCGAACUGCGCAGGGCCCGGAAGCACGCGCGUAGGCUCGAGGCGAGGAGGGCGGACACCCAGCCCGCGGCUCACAUGCUGUUGCAGGGCCCCCCGCCCCUCGAGCUCUUUGCGGAGGAGGUGUUCGAGGAUCACGGCGACGAGGACUCUCCGUGUGGCGAGGCGGCUGCUGCUGAGUUUCCGACCAGGGGCGCCCCCCUCGCCCUGGUCGACGGCUCUGAGGGGGUGAGUGGGGCCGCGGGCCCGCCGCAGGGCGCCGUGCCAGUUUCGCAGCCUGGCAGUGGGGCAUCUCGUCGCGCCCCUGGCUGGCGGCUGGCGCGCGCGGCAGUCGCCAGAGCCUGGCUGGAGCCUUCGCUGGACGAGGACGCCGUCCCCGAGGCUGCGGGCGGCGCGCUGCGGGCGCGGAGAGUCCGCUUUGCAGAUGCCCCGCAAGUUUUCGAGAUUGGGAGCUGCUCGGGCCUGCGUGGUAUUCUUCGGCGGGGGAGCGCGCCAGGGUUUCUGGGCCCCGCCUGGACGCGCCACGCAAAGGCCGUUGACCUCAUGCACUUGGAUUCCUCCCACGCGGAGGCCGCUGCAUCAUAG
Messenger RNA from Prorocentrum cordatum, 2991 nucleotides. The record is from the annotation of a GenBank genome assembly. NCBI's taxonomy places the organism in Eukaryota, Dinophyceae, Prorocentrales, Prorocentraceae.